UGAUUUCUCUCGUCGCCAAGUGAGUUGUUCGUUUCCUCGAAUCGGAGUUUGGAAGCAGAGCAUGAUCAAAGAUUAUUCUGAUCUUGAUCUAAAAUCUCCUUCUCAAUAUGGAAUGAGGCCGCUUAUUGAUUUUGACAAGACUUGCUAUCAAAAGGCUUUCAAUCGUCGCCCAGAAUCAGUUCCUGAUAAUUCUGAUAUUGAUGAUUUCCUAACUAAACUUGAAGAAGCUUGUGGUUGUGAUGUGCCUGAUAGCUUGAAAUCUAGUGUUCUAAAUGUGAUUGAAGAUCACUGCAAGGCUUGUGUUCCUCCUAUUCCUGUCUUCCUGAUGAUCUGAAGAAGCUGUUCUCUACAUUGAUGAAUCAUGUUUAUUCUUAUAAACAAAAGUCACAGGAAUUGGUUGUUAAAGUUUUGAAGGAGUUUGCUGAUUAUGAAAGUUCAAUUGAUCCCCCUGUUCCAUCUACUGAGAUGCCUAGUGCACCGGAAAAUAGUAAUGGUAUUAGUGGAAGUCAUGUACAUCAGGCUAAUGCUGAUAAAGUUAAUGUAGCUGCUUCUUUGACAGAGGAUGAUAUUUUUCCCAUUGGAGCUAAAGUUGUAACUGCACCUGUUUCAGAUGUUCUUGGUCCAUCUUUGAAGCGUGCUCCUGAAGUACUUGUUUCUCAACUGCAUGACACUUCUCAUAAAAGUGUCCAUUGUGGUCAUUCUUUUGUGACAUCCUCUAAGUCUGUUCCUGCGUGUGUUGUUGAUGAUGUCAAAUAUGUUGUGAAGGAAAAUGUGAAGAAAAAUGAUAAUCAUGGUGAAGUCAAUCGGUUUAAUUCUGCUGAUCAAUAUAGUGGAACUCCUAUUAUCAUGCAGACUCUUCCUUUUUCUCAUGAUGAGUCUCCUCUCAUUACUCCUAUUUUGUCAAAGAAGUUGUUUAGUGCUUCGAAGAUGCAUUCUUCAUCUAAGGCUGGAUGUUCUGUUGCUACCCCAUUAAAUAUUUCUUCUCCAGAGGUUACUAUUGUUGGUUCAAGAAGUCUUUCUCAGAAGCUUCGUUUAUUGCGCAAUAAAUCAGAAGAAGUUUAUAAUUCUAAAGUUCAGAAAUCAAUUGUUCAUUUAGAUUCCCCUCGUAAAUCUGAGUUGAACAUUUCUGGUUAUCCAUCUCUGAAACGAAAUAAAUUUGCUGAUUCUUCUACUAAAUCUAGUUUGAAUUUGACCCAGUCUUCUACUGGUGGUAAGCUACCUCUACAUGGUCCUAGGCGGACUGUUUUUCCUAGUCGUGCUAUGGGCGAUGAGUUUGAGAUUGAAAGGGCCAAAUUUAGAGUGAAUAAGUCUCAGAUUCUGAAUUAUAAGGCUAUAUGUAAUUUGGCUAUGUCUCGUCAAAGUGGUGAAGAUGCUAUUCUGUUUGGAGCUGUUCGUUGCACUUUCUGGUCUCUUAGGGAAUCUUUGAAGCCUGGUGGUGUUGUGAAUAAUUUUGUCAUGGCUGCAUUCUGCUAUCAUCUAUAUUCCCAGCCUGGUGGUCAUCCUGAAACAUCUAAAUGCCAUUUUUUUCUUCUCUAAUAUUGGUGAACAACUACUAAAAGAUGUUGAUAUUGCAAGUGAAGAUAUAUUGUCCAGAGCUUUCACUCGUUCCUCUAAGGCUAGGCCCCUUGAUCGUUCUAACCUGUUGAUAUUCCCUUGCUUCUAUGAUGAGCACUGGUUCGUUUUUAUUGUUGAUAUAAAGGAUCAGUCUUUUGUUUUUCUGGAUUCAUAUUAUCGGCUUCAAGAUGAAUACCAGGUUGAUGUGAGGGAUAAAUUGGUAUGGUUUUCUGACUUAUUCAUUUGUUAU
Messenger RNA from Sorghum bicolor (sorghum), 1804 nucleotides. RefSeq lists its product as uncharacterized. The record is from RefSeq and is a predicted model, not a curated record. Lineage: Eukaryota; Viridiplantae; Streptophyta; Magnoliopsida; Poales; Poaceae. The transcript is spliced from 10 exons. The coding region runs from base 355 to 1536 and encodes 393 amino acids.